AACUAGUGUAUGGAUUGGUUUGACCCUCUGUUCCGUCUCCAUUGGAGCAGUGGUUUUUGAGAGACAGGAGCUAGCAAUGGUUGCACCAUAUCCACCAGCUGGACUUACACCGAAUCCUCCCUUCGAUUUGCCCACAGAAGAGCAGCCAGUGGCGUUUCCCGAACCGGAUGUAACUUACGGACCACCAGAUCAGACUUAUGGACCACCAGAUCAGACUUAUGGGCCACCAGAUCUGACUUAUGGACCACCAGACGCAGAGGAAGUGGAGGUGGUGCCCGCUGAGACUUAUGGCCCACCAGCUGAGACAUAUGGACCACCACCACCAACAGCACAGCCAGCCAAUGACCCCGCUGCAGCUAGUCCACCACAAAGUGCUGCCCUCAUUAAUCUGGCCAGUCUGCCGUUGCCACCUCAAGCGCAAUUUGUGCUUCCUUUGCUUAAUCGUUUCACGGCCUUCCGUAAUCUACGCACCGCUAGCGCUACUCCUCAACGCCCUAAGCCGGCCAAGCUGCAGGCACGUCCUCAGGCCGGGUCUAGACCACGUCCAGCCAAAAUUAUCAAUGGAAAUGCUGUUUUUCCCUCCACCCAGUUGGCUUUGCCAUUCGCAGAUCGCCGUAUUCCCUUCCGACCAGCACGCCUUAUAGUUAAUGGCCCACUUAGGCGUAGACUCAAUCAUUAAUACAAUU
This is a messenger RNA of Drosophila willistoni, 686 nucleotides long. RefSeq names its product extensin. The transcript has a single exon. The record is from RefSeq and is a predicted model, not a curated record. NCBI's taxonomy places the organism in Eukaryota, Metazoa, Arthropoda, Insecta, Diptera, Drosophilidae. Bases 77 to 679 code for a protein of 200 amino acids.